Messenger RNA from Megalops cyprinoides (Indo-Pacific tarpon), 2178 nucleotides. Its product is annotated as hormonally up-regulated neu tumor-associated kinase. The record is from RefSeq and is a predicted model, not a curated record. Gene Ontology annotation, biological process: protein phosphorylation; intracellular signal transduction. Gene Ontology annotation, cellular component: cytoplasm. The transcript is spliced from 11 exons. The coding region runs from base 1 to 2178 and encodes 725 amino acids. NCBI's taxonomy places the organism in Eukaryota, Metazoa, Chordata, Actinopteri, Elopiformes, Megalopidae. Gene Ontology annotation, molecular function: ATP binding; protein serine/threonine kinase activity.
AUGCCCGCUGCGGUUAAGGCAGCGCUGGAGGGCAUCAUCGGGGACAGCACGGAGCUGGAGAGGAUGAUUCCCGAAUGGGAUCGGGCCGAGAGGGACAGAGGGGCGCCCGCCUGCCUUGGCAAAGUGCCCCGGGACAUGGUGAAGAACUUCUCCCACACCAAACGUGUCGGGAGCUACCUGGUUGGGAAAAUGAUCAACAAGGGCUCCUUCGCCAAAGUGAUGGAGGGGCUGCACAUCAGUACUGGUGAGAAGGUGGCUAUCAAGGUGAUCGACAAGAAGAAGGCGAAGCAGGACUCGUACGUGCUGAAGAACAUGAAGAGGGAGCCCCGCAUCCACCAGAUGAUCAAGCACCCCAACAUCGUGCAACUGUACGAGACGCUGGAGACGGAGAACUCCUACUACAUGGUGAUGGAGCUGUGUCUGGGCGGAGACCUCAUGGACCGCAUCUGUGACAGGAAGCGCCUGGAGGAGAGGGAGGUGCGCAAGUACACCCGGCAGAUCCUGUCCGCCGUGGAGCACCUGCACCGCCACGGCAUCGUCCACAGGGAUUUAAAAAUUGAAAACUUCCUCUUGGAUGAAUACAACAAUAUCAAGAUUGUUGACUUUGGCCUGAGCAACACCCUGAAGGCCGAGGCCCUGUCCCAGGACCUGCUCAACACGCAGUGCGGCAGCCCGGCAUACGCCGCGCCUGAGCUCCUGGCACACAAGAAGUACGGGCCCAAGGUGGACGUGUGGUCAGUGGGGGUGAGCAUGUUUGCCAUGCUAACAGGCACCUUGCCCUUCACCGUUGAGCCCUUCAACAUCAAACAGCUGCACCAAAAAAUGGUCAAUGGCGAAAUCAGCGCCAUCCCCUCUGACAUCAGCAAAGCGGCCAUUCAGUUCGUGCUGUCCCUUCUGGAGCCAGACCCGGCCAAGCGGCCCAGCAUUAAAGAGGCCAUGGAGGAAAAAUGGUUGAACGAGGGCUACGUCAAGAGACCGCUCAAUUCGGUUUUCUACAAAAACAGACUUCGGCCAGAUGAACUGAACUCGGCCGUGCUGAACUACAUGACCGAGUCUCUGGGUUACGGUCUCUCUGAUGUCAUUCACACGCUGAUCAAUAACCGACCCUCCGCCAUCAUGGCCGCCUACUGCCUGUUAGUGAAGAAACUGGCCAGGCACCAAAAAGGAGUCAAAGCCAUCAAGAAACUAGAGAACAGUGACUGGAAUCUCCCUAACAAAACUUGGAAGGAAAAGGCCAAAACAGGGCAAAAAGUCCAGCCACAGAAGGAGGUGAAUGUGGAGAGGAACACAAGGCAGUCCAGUAAGCCCCUACCGAACCAGUGUCAUGAUACAGAGUCUGAGGGCAGCAAAAAGAAGGCAGAUGACACACUGAAGGAAAACAAUGAGACCUCCCCGUCUUCAGCUCCUCUGUCAGAGGAUGCUAUUACAGAUGAUGAGAUUGCUCAUGAGAUCACUCUGGAUAAUAAGGAGGGGCUCUUUCCCGAAGUUUCCACGUUUGCGGAGAGGGAGCUGGUCCAUAUUUCGCCUCCGAAGUGCUCCUGCAGGGAGGCCUCCUGCUCAAAGCUGUGCGAGUCGGCUCCCUGUGACAUACCGGCAAACGCUGAGCUGAGCAAGGAGGUGGGAGUCGCCACGAGAGUGCAGAAACCGCACGAGCUGAGGCCCACGCACUCGGAGAACUCCCCAGUGGAGCAGGCGAACUACCACGCAGAGGACAAACUGGAAAAGCUCCAGACGUUCUACUCAGACAAAGGUGUCUCUCCCAGGACGCACCUAGACAAUAGGGGCCACAGCCGGAAGGGACGUCACCUCGCCACCAUUGAGUCGGCACAGACAUCACCGCUGCCAAAGCUGAGGCACACGGCGCUGAAGGACAACAUCUCCAGAAAGAUCACGUGGGUGGGCAUGACGAGGCACAGCACCAGCGGCUCGCCUUUCUUGGUGAACGGCUCGAGGCCCCCUGUGUUCCCCCCCUCGCGGCAACAGACUCUCGUUAUCAAGAGCCUGCGUCACUCCAAAGAGAGGGGCCGCAACGCCGCCGGGAGCAACGCGGCCAAGCGCAACUCCAUCCAGCUGAGAAACUCCCACAGGGUGGCAGACCUGAACCUGCCCAUGCUCUCCCCCGCCUUCCCGUCAAAGACAGACAAGAAGUCAGAGCUCUUCAGGAUGGAUUUUGGAUGA